UAGCCUCAUUAACUCAGUCUCUCUGAGUCUCAUCUCAGCUCACCCUAUAGAGAGAGAGAAACAGGCCUUGUGAGUACCGAGUAUUCUAGAGAGAGAAAUUAUUGUAUACACACACCAUUCUAGAGAUACUGAGAGACAGCAUAACAAGUGUGUGGCCUCUGAAACGGAGAAGACCAGUUCUCUGAAUUCCACACUGUCAUAAGAUCAAAGGGUGCUUAAAAAGGCUAGCUAGUGAAGUGGGUUAGUUAUAUUAGAGUGUGUGACUGUGUGAACAAGUUGAGGCAAUGUUGGACUACGAAUGGGGCAACCCAUCACAGAUCAUGCUCACCGGCGACGAAACCAACCAAGAUUCCGAUCAGAGCCGUCAGCUUUUCGAUCACUACCACCAAGCAUUCAACGAAACCAUAGUGAAUCCAAGUGGGUUUGGGCAAAACCCACACCAUGACUUUCAUCAUCAACACGCACAUACCCACCAAGCCCAGACCCAUUUGCACUCUUUUUAUGACCCACGCGCUUACGGCGCGUCGUUCUCAACUCCCGGUCCGGCGAUGUUGUCGCUGGAGUCGAUGGGCGGGGCAACCUCCGGUCCGGGUGGGUUCAUGGUGGUGCCCAAGAGUGAACCGGGCGGGGGAGGGGUCGAUUUCACGGCGAGAAUUGGGCUGAAUUUGGGUGGCCGGACGUAUUUCUCGUCGUCGGAGGACGACUUCGUGAAUCGGCUGUACCGCCGGUCCAGGCCUUUGGAUCCCGGUUCGGUCAACUCUCCAAGGUGUCAAGCUGAGGGCUGCAAUGCCGAUCUGACCCACGCCAAGCACUACCACCGCCGCCACAAGGUCUGCGAGUUUCACUCCAAGGCCGCCACCGUCAUCGCCGCUGGGUUAACUCAACGAUUCUGUCAACAAUGUAGCAGGUUCCAUCUUCUUUCUGAAUUUGAUAAUGGCAAAAGAAGCUGCCGGAAAAGAUUGGCCGAUCACAACCGGCGCAGGCGAAAAUCUCAGCAACCUAACCAAGAGCGCAAGCCUCAGCUCGAAAAUGCUCAUAAUUCAACCACAUCCCAAAACCAUGCAAGGUCUCCAAUGGACACAGGAGCUCAGUCUUCCUCGGUGACGGUGGCAAUCUCACCGCCUCGGAUAUCACUGGACUGUUUCCGGCAAAGGCCGUUUCAAGCUGCCACCACCUCUUCGGCAUCAACAAGUUCACUGUUUUUCACAAAUGGGUAACGUUUGGGGAGUGUGAAAAUGGAAAAUUUCCAUUGCUAAAAUGCUUGGAUGAUGAGGAGUAUCAAUGACAUACUGAAGAUCAAGAUCAACCAAUACGUACAACAGUUGUUGAACUUCUAGUUAAUUUUCCAUUUUCCUUGAAUUUAAGUCUUUGCACAAAAGAUGGGUGUUAUAGAGACAUCAAAUGUAGUAUUAAGUACCUAUUUUAAUUUGUUAAUUUCCAAGAAAAUGUUUCAAGCCUCUUAGUUUAAUUAAUGACUAAAAAUGUGAUUUGGGGAAAUUAAUUGAGUAUAUAUAGUGGGAAUUUUCUUUUUAUUGUA
Molecule: messenger RNA, 1537 nt
Organism: Cornus florida
Lineage: Eukaryota; Viridiplantae; Streptophyta; Magnoliopsida; Cornales; Cornaceae
Product: squamosa promoter-binding-like protein 8
Exons: 4
Coding region: 285-1217 (310 amino acids)
Cellular component (GO): nucleus
Molecular function (GO): DNA binding
Source: RefSeq, a predicted model, not a curated record